AUGCGAUCCUCCGGCCUCGCGCCCGACGUGGCCUGCUUCCACUCCGCCCUCCGCGCCGCACGCUGGCAUGCUGAUGUCUCCGCCGUUCUGGACAUCAUGUCCAGGUCCGGCGUCAACCCGACCGUCCCCCUGAUCGUGACCGCGGUGCAUAGGCUGGCGUACAGGGGCGACUUCGAAGGCGCCCGCUGUCUGAUCGACAAAAUGCCUGAGUUUGGAUGCGCGGCCAAUGUGGUGGUUUACACCGCGAUGCUCGAUGGGAUGCUCGGUUUCGGUCAUGUGGAUGCCGCAGUGGUGCUGCUGGAGGAGAUGGAGGGUGGCAGGCUUGGUGCCGGGUGUGUGCCCAACGUGGUGUCGUACACGUGUUUGGCGAAAUGCCUGUGCCGAAAAGGGAGAAUGGUGGAAGCUCUGAGUUUGCUGGAUAGGAUGAUAGCUAGAGGGGUGAUGCCGAAUCGCAUUUUUGUGCGGACGCUGAUCGAUGGGUUUUGCGCGGCCAGGGGGGCUGGCUUGCUUUCGAAGGCAUAUGAUGUGGUGGAGCGAUUGGUCGUUGACGGAACUUUGUCAAGCGGGCAGUGCUAUAAUGUUCUUCUGGUAGGCUUGUCUGUGGCUGGGAUGACAAGGGAAGCUGAAGGCCUCGCGCAGAGGAUGAUGAAGACAGGGGUGCAACUGAGCCCGCUCGCAGGAAGUGCAAUGGCGAGGGAGCUGUGUCAGAGGAAAAUGUGGUUGCAUGCUUGCUGUUGGUUGAGACUGAUGGAUGAGAAUGGGGUGCUCUGUGAUUCUGAUGUCUAUGCUGGCGUGUUGCUGGGGCUGUGUCAAGAGGGGCAUGUCCUUGAGGCCUCGGCGUUGGUGAGGAAGGUCAUGGAUAGGGGAAUACGGAUUGACGCUUCUUGCGCUGAUUGUUUGGUGCAGUUACUGAAGCAACAUGGUGAUGAGGAGCUAGCAUCACAUGUAUUACAGUAUUAG
Molecule: messenger RNA, 960 nt
Organism: Triticum turgidum subsp. durum (durum wheat)
Lineage: Eukaryota; Viridiplantae; Streptophyta; Magnoliopsida; Poales; Poaceae
Source: the annotation of a GenBank genome assembly